AUGCCGAAUUCAGCGUUCGUUCGACCCUCGUCUUCGCGACCGUUCGAGACGGGCACUCAACCCACGUCGGAAGUGUUCAACAGAGCUCUGAAAAAGAAGACUCACCCUCGGCGAGAAGAGAUGCGUCGACAAAUCGCGAAAGAAAAGAAAGACUCCAGCUGCUACCAAGACGAGUCGACGGUCGUCGUCUCCCGAUCAGGAAUUUCUUUUUUUUUUAACUUGUUUUAUUUGAUUCAACUACCGUUAGUGAUUGGAUUACGAGACCACCAAACCUCAGUUGUAUUCUCAGGACAGCACACAUUCCGCCAUCGAAAAGGAGUUCGAUUCAUCCAUCCCUUCAUGGCUGUUGUUUGCGAACGCCAUGAUCGGCCACUGUAUCCGUGGCCCGCGCUCGAAGGCCUUGCCAUGGACAUGGACCACACAUCUGAUAUUCUGAUAUUUCUUGACAAGUUCAAUCGGCCGUUCGACUCAAUGCUCCGUGCUAUCACGGCCAUUGAACUAAUCCAUCGCUCCCACCGCUCCACAAAGCCAUUCAGGCUGAACAAAGUCAGCCCUGGCCCAACAUUCACGUUUACAACGACGCGCUCUGCCGUUCACACCCACUUGCGUCAUACUACUCCGACAAGAAUGGAGGGAUUGGCAAAUCGAUGCCAAUGGCUUUGUAUUCGCGUUGCUACUGUUCGCAAUACAUUCGCAAUAAUACAAAUUCGGGCUACGAACACUGGUCAACCAUCUUCCUGUGCUUCUCAUCAGUCCGUGUAUGAUUCGACCUUCGACCCAUUGAAUCGCAAGGGCUCAACAGACCCUCCGGACCAAUUCGUUGCUAGAAAGGGAACGCAUAUCAAGAGCAAUGUCUCGAUUGUCGACGAGGGAUGA
Molecule: messenger RNA, 876 nt
Organism: Rasamsonia emersonii CBS 393.64
Lineage: Eukaryota; Fungi; Ascomycota; Eurotiomycetes; Eurotiales; Trichocomaceae
Exons: 3
Coding region: 1-876 (291 amino acids)
Source: RefSeq, a predicted model, not a curated record